Molecule: messenger RNA, 2790 nt
Organism: Rubroshorea leprosula
Lineage: Eukaryota; Viridiplantae; Streptophyta; Magnoliopsida; Malvales; Dipterocarpaceae
Source: the annotation of a GenBank genome assembly
GAAUCACUUUGCCAACAGAGAAUAUGGUGGGCGAGGUUAAUGUGAGGGAAAAAAUUUGGGAAUACUUAAUGGGUCACGAGGUUGGAAUUAUUGGAGUUUGUGGAAUUGGUGGAGUUGGCAAAACCAGUGUUAUGAAACACAUCCAUAAUGAAUUACUGAAUGAGGUUGGCAGGUUUGAGAAGGUUGUCUGGGUGACAGUAUCACAUCCUCUCAAUGUUUUCAGAUUGCAAGAUCACAUUGCUAGGGCAAUGAAGAAAAGUCUUUCAGAUUGUUGGGAUGAAUUGAGCCGGGCAUCAAGACUGAUGGAGGCUAUGAAAAAAGUUAAAUAUGCACUAAUCUUAGAUGAUGUCUGGGAUAAAUUUACUCUUCACAGCAUUGGAAUCCCAGAACCAACAAUGGAAAAUGGGUGUAAAAUUGUUAUUACUAGCAGAUCGAUUGAUGUAUGCAACUACUUGAAAUGUCAGGUAGUUAAAGUUCCACCUCUACCAGAGAAAGAUUCUUUGAACUUGUUUUUAGAUAAGGUUGGGCAAGAUGUUCUACGAAUUCCCAAAUUGGAAGAGAUUUUGAAGCUUAUGGUGGCUGAAUGCGCUGGUUUGCCAUUGGCCAUUGUUGUCAUUGCAGGGAGCAUGAGAGGAGUACAAGAUAUUUCUGAGUGGAGAAAUGCAUUACGUGAAUUGCGUCAAUGUGUGGUGGACACGGAGAAAGAUUCAGAAGAUGAGAUAUUUAAUCAUUUGAAGUUCAAUUAUGGCCGUCUACCAAAAAAUUCAAGCAUCCAAGAGUGUUUCUUAUAUUGCUCAUUGUAUCCGGAAGAUUGGAAUAUUAGAAGAAAAGAUCUAAUUGAAAACUGGAUUUGUGAGGGAACUGUUCAAAAAUUAGGAAACAGAAGAGAAAUGCAUGAUAAAGGAAAUGCUAUUUUAAAUAGGCUUUUAAACUGUUGUUUGUUAGAGGAAGCCUAUGGUAAGGCGUGUGUUAAGAUGCAUGAUGUUGUGAGGGACAUGGCAUUGCGCAUCAAGAGCACGGGUCCUGGUAGGUUUAUGGUAAAAGCAAGAAUGAGAUUGAGAAAGAUACCGGAUGAGGAUGAAUGGAAUGAAGAUCUAGACAAGGGCAAUGAAGGAUUGAGACAAAUUUCAGAGUGUUUUUUUGCUAACAUGCCCCUACUGAAGUUUCUUGAUCUGUCUAAUACUGGCAUUGAGGUUCUACCUAAUUCCAUAUGUAACUUGGAAUAUCUCACUGCACUGAUCCUCUGUAGAUGUAAGAGUUUAAAACGCAUGCCUUCCUUGUCAAAGCUUAAAGCACUGAAGAAGUUGGAUUUGGAUGGAGCAGGCCUUCGUGAGGCUCCUGAAGGCAUUGAAAUGUUAGAAAAUCUGGAAUAUCUUGAUUUAUCUUGUCCAAACCUGAGGGUGCUACCAGAAGGAAAAAUCAGUAAGCUCUUCCGCCUCCAAUACCAACGUAAACAUCCGAUUUUUUCAACUGAAAUAAGAGGAGAAGAAGUAGCAAGAUUGGAGAUGCUAGAAUGGUUUGAAGGUACAUUUUAUUGGGUGAAAGACUUCAGCAGUUUUGUUAGCAAGUUGAACCCUUUUGGAAGACCCAGUCAUUACUUUAUCGAAGUGGGAGAGACAGGCAGAUAUGAGGAAGGGCAUUUUUAUAAGUUCAACAAUAAUGAUCUUCCUAAACAAAAAGAUCCUACUCAAUUGCGAACUUGUGCUUUGAAAUACUGCGAAGGGAUAGUGUGUGUGGUCUCUUUGUCAUCAUCUUCAUCUACUUCCUUGACAGUUAUGAAUAACCUUGAAGUACUAACUCUUAAGGUUUUGCCUGACUUGCGGAAUGUUGUGAAAGUGGAAAAAACAAGAGCAUUGCUUGCACCGACAAUAUCCCUUCACAUCUUUUCUAAUCUUAAACAGCUAAGGGUAUACAAUUGUUCAAAAUUGAAGAAGCUUUUUCCAUGUGAGCUGCUGCAGGGUCAGGGCCUCCGAAACUUGGAGUUGUUUGAGUUGAAUUAUUGUUGGGGGAUGGAGGAAAUAAUAGGAUGGGAAGAAGAAGAGGAAGGAAAUCAAACAACUACUCCAAUAUUGAUCACUCUUCCAAAAUUAAGGAUAUUGGAGUUGGAAUUCCUACCAGAAUUGAAGAGAAUUUGCCCCGAAAAAGGAGUAAUAGUUUGUGAAUCUCUCAAUAGCAUCAAUAUAUCUUUCUGUCCGAAGGUAAAGAGGAUUCCCCUUUGUCUUGGAAGGGAAAACGCACGACCAUCUCUUCCUACUAUCAAAUCUAUCUAUAUUUCCAAUCCAAAAGAAUGGUGGGAAUCGUUGGAGUGGGAGAAUCCUGACGAUAAGAUUGUCCUCCUACCUUUCCUCAAAUAUGGUGAGAUCUGGAACAACAACACUAUGGAAACUUCGGUAGAGAUUAAAUAUCCGUAUCUUUAGCAUUUCCUUUUUGCCUCUACGAGUUUCAAUUAUGAAUUGACUAGUUUCUAACACGCAGCUCAGCUCAGGGAGCAAGCACCUGAAUGGAUUUCCUGAGUCAUCCAUUGAUUAUCAAUCUGGUCAAUCUGUGUCCACUUUCUAAUGCCCAGCCUAGGUUGCAUCUCUUACCAUCUCAAACCUAUUUCUUCAACUCAGCAACAUAUACAGCUAAGAAAAACAAAAAAAAUUGGGACUCACACGCACUUCAAUCCAAUGCAAUCUCUGUUGUAAUUUGUUGUUAUGUGCUAUGGAUGAACUUUGUUUAAUUAAUGCUUAUUUAAGUAAUAUUUGUUUUAUUUUGUGUUGUUAUAAGCAGUAAAACAGAUUUGAGAAA